AUGGUAUCCAUCUUUAUUACAUUUUUUUUAGCCCUUUGUGGUAACGUGUAUGCGGCGAGCGUACACGCAUCUAAAACUUUGGUGCUUUAUGAUGAAAGGUUAGAUCAAUUGGAUAGUUUUUCCAACUUCCUAGAUGAUUUAAAAAGUCGUGAAUAUGAGAUAGAUUACUAUACAGCUAAUUCCACCGCAGAUAUUGAAUUGUAUGAAGGUGAAAACAGACUUUAUGACAAUUUGAUAGUCCUACCGGUAAAAGGUAAGCAUAUCAACAAAUUGAUUUCAGAUAAGACUUUGUUACAAUUUUACAAUGAUGGUGGUGAUAUACUGUCUGUUACUAGUCCGGGUGCAGUUCCUGAUUCUAUUCGUUUGUUCUUAAAUCAAUUGGGUAUUUUCCCAAGUCCUAAGGGAUAUGAAUUGGUUGACAAUGUACAAGGAUCCUUGAAGAUUGGUUCAAGCGAAUACAGAGGUUCCCGCAUUUAUGAAGCUAAGGAUGGCGAUUCCAUAUCUUUGAGUAGUUCAUCAGCUGCACUUCUGGAUAAUCGUGAGCAAAUUUUUCCUAUAUUAGCAGCGCCAAGAACAUCCUACACUGGAGCUACUAGCAAGGAUCCAUGGUCUGUUGGUUCUCAAGGAUUCUUGGCAGCCGCAUUCCAAAAUUUAAAGAAUGCUCGUGUGGCUUGGUUAGGUAGUGUCGAUUUCUUGAAGAAUGAAUUCUACGGUAGCAAUGGUAACUUUGUUCAGGAAGUGGCUAAAUGGGUUUUCCAAGAAAAGAAUGUCAUUAAAAGUGUUAGUGCAUCUCAUUUCCAUGCUGAUGGUACUUCUUACGAAGAAGUACCUUAUAAGAUUAAGGAUACUGUAAUCUAUGAAGUUGGCUUUUCAGAAUGGAAUGGUGAAAAAUGGGUACCAUUCAUUACUGAUGACAUUCAAUUUGAAUUGAAAAUGUUAGAUCCUUAUUACAGGUUAACUUUAAAACCAGGUAGACAAGAAGGUGAAGUUCAAUAUUAUACUACUGGUGAAUUUAACUUGCCUGAUCAUCAUGGUGUCUUCACUUUUGAAACCGAUUACAAGAGGGAUGGAUUUUCAUUUGCUGUGCAAAGAGAUGUGAAACCUAUUCGUAAUCUGGCUCAUAGUGAAUAUGCAAGAAGUUGGGAUAUCUCUAAUGCUGUCAUUUACUUGAGCUCUAUCUUUUCAGUGAUUUUUGCUUGGAUCAUCUUCAUCAUAUUUUUUAUCACUGCAUCCCCAGCGGUUAGUAAAUCAGUGAAUACUAGUAAGAAGAACAAUUGA
Molecule: messenger RNA, 1278 nt
Organism: Zygosaccharomyces rouxii
Lineage: Eukaryota; Fungi; Ascomycota; Saccharomycetes; Saccharomycetales; Saccharomycetaceae
Gene: WBP1
Product: dolichyl-diphosphooligosaccharide-protein glycotransferase
Exons: 1
Coding region: 1-1278 (425 amino acids)
Cellular component (GO): oligosaccharyltransferase complex; endoplasmic reticulum membrane
Source: RefSeq, a predicted model, not a curated record